Molecule: messenger RNA, 330 nt
Organism: Lottia gigantea (owl limpet)
Lineage: Eukaryota; Metazoa; Mollusca; Gastropoda; Lottiidae
Exons: 1
Source: RefSeq, a predicted model, not a curated record
GUCCAAACGUCGGUUGUUGAUAAAGACGGAAGAAUCUUCGUCGAAACGUCGCUUGUUUAUAAAGACGGAAGAAUCUUCGUCCAAACAUCACUUAUUGAUAAAGACGGAAGAAUCUUCGUCGAAACGUCGCUUGUUUAUAAAGACGGAAGAAUCUUCGUCCAAACAUCACUUGUUUAUAAAGACGGAAGAAUCUUCGUCCAAACAUCACUUGUUUAUAAAGACGGAAGAAUCUUUGUCCAAACAUCACUUGUUGAUAAAGACGGAAGAAGACUAAAAUCUAAUAAAAAAAUGAAACGAAAGUUAAGAACACAAGUUAUAUGGAUAUACUAA